Cyclopterus lumpus (lumpfish) is the source of this 2176-nucleotide messenger RNA. RefSeq lists its product as uncharacterized. Bases 47 to 2176 code for a protein of 709 amino acids. The transcript is spliced from 6 exons. Lineage: Eukaryota; Metazoa; Chordata; Actinopteri; Perciformes; Cyclopteridae. The record is from RefSeq and is a predicted model, not a curated record.
GGCAGUUGGAUUGCAGUUACCAGGUUGCUUGCAUUGGAAUACAGAAAUGGCUUGUGGAGUUCAUUUGGGGAUCUUGCUGAUUUGCUUAGUUCAAGCAGAGCAUGUGCGUUGUCUGUGGGCGACUCAAGCUCAGAGACCAAACGGCAACACAUAUGUUGGCUUCACGCCGCAGGGCAGUGGAUUUGGUGGAAGCUAUCCCCAGAAUCAACUCAGACAUGCCUCUGGUUCUCUUGGCUCAGCCCAAAACAGUAGCCUCAACACAGACCCUAUUGGCAGUGGUUCUAGCCAGAGAUUUCCCAAUAGUGGCUACACACAAACUCUUUCCCAGCCAGCUAAAAGUGGCUAUGAUUCAGUAAAGUUGGUGCAAAGCAGCGCGCAGUCAAAACCUAACUGGCGAACAACUAAGUUGAAUUGGGAACAUUUACAAAGCAUGCCAAAAAAGCGCAUAUUUGGCCUUUCUGCUUCUAUUGCUGGUGGCAGUUCACUGAGUAAGUACGAUCAAACUCCGAUUAGCAAGAAGAGAACUUUGCCGGUCCAGCAGGGUACCCCAAGUAAGAGCAACCAUCGGUCCAGCAGUUCUGAAUCUUUUCAGGGUCCAAGAGAAAGUUACUCCUUCAAACCCUACUCUCAUCAGACAGCAGCACAGAAGGCUUUAGUUAACACUGGGCUAAUGGGUUCUACUAUGAAGUAUUCACGCCCCUCUAGCGGAGGUGCUGCUGAACCACGAAGAAUCCCUGUUCGGACAAAAACCUCAGCUAGUUCCCCUGCUAGAAGAGUGUCUUCACUUCGUGGCUCUGCAGCAUCUAAACCUUCCCGUUUCUCCUCUCUCCAAAAUGAGAGAACUAGAAAUAACCCCAGCCAGACUGAGGCUUGGGAACGGUACUCAAGCAAGGUGGUUCCUGUGAAUGCUCGUAACCUUCCUGCCUCCAGGACCAGCAGUGUGGGGACCUCUGGUCAGGGCUUUGCCUCAAGCACAAUCUACCAAAUCCCUCAGCGCUUUGGGGGCUACGCUAUCAGACGGCUGAAAGAACCUGCUCAACAGAAGGAAGUGAGUGUCGGCAAGACGCCGCAGCAGGCCUACGUGGCCACCCAGCGCCUGUCUUUGCAGCAACAGGCCUUCACGGCCCCCCAGCUCUCCUCAGCAUCUUCCAAGCCAAAGAGAAGGUUCAGAGCAGUUGGAUUGCAGUUACCAGGUUGCGUGUGUUUGAAUACAGAAAUGGCUUGUGGAGUUCAUUUGGGGAUCUUGCUGAUUUGCUUAGUUCAAGCAGAGCAUGUGCGUUGUCUGUGGGCGACUCAAGCUCAGAGACCAAACAGCAACACAUAUGUUGGCUUUACAGAGCAGGGCAGUGGAUUUGAUGAAAGCGAUCCCCAGGAUCAAUUCAGACAGGCCUCUGGUUCUCCUGGCUCAGCCCAGAGCAGUAGCCUCAACACAGACCCUAUUGGCAGUGGUUCUAGCCAGAGAUUUCCCAAUAGUGGCUACACACAAACUCUUUCCCAGCCAGCUAACAGUGGCUAUGAUUCAGUAAAGUUGGUGCAAAGCAGCGCGCAGUCAAAACCUAACUGGCGAACAACUAAGUUGAAUCAGGAACAUUUACAAAAGAUGCCAAAAAUGCGCAUAUUUGGCCUUUCUGCUUCUAUUGCUGGUGGCAGGUCACUGAGUAAGUACGAUCAAACUCCGAUUAGCAAGAAGAGAACUUAUCCAGUCCAGCAGGGUACCCCAAGUAAGAGCAACCAUCGGUCCAGCAGUUCUGAAUCUUUUCAGGGUCCAAGAGAAAGUUACUCCUACAAACCCUACUCUCAUCAGACAGCAGCACAGAAGGCUUUAGUUAAUUCUGGGGCCUACGCGCCCCCCUGGCGCCCGUCUUUGCAGCAGGCCUACGUGGCCCCUCGGCGCCCCUCUUUGCUGCAGCAGGUCAACGUGGCACCCCGGCACCCCUCUUUGCAGCAGGCCUACGCGGCACCCCGGCACCCCUCUUUGCAGCAGGCCUACGCGGCACCCCGGCAUCAGUCUUUACAGCUGCAGCAGGCCUACAUUGCCCCACAACGUCCGUCUUUGCAGCAGCAGGCCUAUGUGACCUCCAAGCUCCCUCUGCAGCUUAAAAGCCAAAGGUCCAGAUUGUUCAUUCAGAAGCCAAAUGGAAGAUGGUCAGGCCACACCUCGGACAAUAAAAUCUAG